This is a messenger RNA of Pocillopora damicornis (cauliflower coral), 1429 nucleotides long. RefSeq lists its product as uncharacterized. The record is from RefSeq and is a predicted model, not a curated record. NCBI's taxonomy places the organism in Eukaryota, Metazoa, Cnidaria, Anthozoa, Scleractinia, Pocilloporidae.
ACGAUUUCAGCAGUACAAGGCAAAUACGUACAGUUUAAUCUAACGUGACAACACAUGAAGCAUGAUUAAUUAAUGUUUCAUGUAAGUGACAACUUUUAAAGAUAAUCGUCAUGGUUGGCUGAGAUACUAUGAUUAAACUGACGACGAAAAGGGUUAAUUGAAACAUUGUCAGUAACACCUGCAGCUGAAUGCAAACAUGUAGUUGGUCACAAACCUAAACUCAAAACUUCUACAAAUGACGAUUUUCAGCUCAAAAUGAAGCUAUGUCCUUUAGUUACGCUACUAAUCUCAUGGACGCUGGUUUUCUCCAAAGCAUCUGUCUGUCAGACUCGAGGAACAUAUGCGGUGAUAAUUCCUCAAUCGAAUGUUUUAAAACAAAAACAUUCUUCCAGCGAAGCCGAAUCGGCACACUGAUAUAUAAACAUUACACGUUGGGCAAAUUACAGUAUGAUAGGCUUGCCAUGUAUAGCAAUCCGCGAGUUAGCACCGGGCUAAAUUGUCACAUUUGUGACCCUUCGAAGUCAUGGGAUGAAUGCAAUGAGAAAAGCUCACAAUACAAGUGCCCUGAGAAGAUGCAGGUUUGCUACAAAACACACAGCGUGGAAUUUAAUAAUGAUGAAGAAGUUCAUCGAUAUCGAAAAGGCUGUGGCACAGAGGUAUUUUGUACAGGACAGGAAUGCAAAGAAAAAGGUACAUGGUGCGAUGUACAAUGCUGCAAUACUGACGCUUGCAAUGAGUCUACAGUUUGGAAUGCCAACUGCAGGACAUUCAUUGUGCUUGCAUUACUCACUGCCGUCCUACUUCUGUAAUUUUAAUCUUUCCUUGUGGAAUCGCAUAAUUUUUACAAGCUCCAGAGAUUGUACACACAACACAUUGAUCGCCACAGUUCAAAGGGCCUUUUAUAUUAUUCAGCCUGCAUUGGAUUAAUAUGCUGUAAUGAACAUGCUUACACAUGGAGGAGGGCUUCCCCCACACAUAGAUAUCACAAGCUACACGAGUCUCCUGAUUAAAGAACCAAAACAAUAACCGCGACGGAAUUCCAAAAUACUUCUUCAAAGGCUAUACUUUAUCAAUCCGCAAAUGUUAAACAUAAAGUUGGAACGAAUUUGGAGAGACUUAAGACAUAUCUCAAAUUGUUUAAAGGAAUACUUUGCUUCUGUCAUGGUGUUUUUCCCUUAUUUUCUUUUCUAAAUUAAAAUGGAAUUCUCCAUUGUUUUCAGGCAAACAGUUCUUACAUUUAAAAAUAUUUUUUCUGGGAAUUGAAGGUCGAAAAAAUUGUUUUUUUUUUUUAUUUUUACAAUUACUUGCUCUCAUGAACUCAAUCUUUUUAAACCAGCUUCUCCCAAUAUUUUUUUUAUAAACCGUUGGGACUUAUGAGUUGACGUUUUGCUAUAAAGAAGUCAAAAUAAAGCAUUUGAUUUCAUCAGAA